Pygocentrus nattereri (red-bellied piranha) is the source of this 5724-nucleotide messenger RNA. It is a transcript of the gene wbp1, whose product is annotated as WW domain binding protein 1. The record is from RefSeq and is a predicted model, not a curated record. The transcript has 4 exons. Bases 392 to 1219 code for a protein of 275 amino acids. Lineage: Eukaryota; Metazoa; Chordata; Actinopteri; Characiformes; Serrasalmidae.
CUGCAAGCCUAUUUAGACACGGCGUGAAAACCGGCCACAUGACCGCUGUAUACGGGUCAUACGCCUCUGGCAGAGCUCCAGCAACUCUGUUUGGAUGGAAGAAUUCCUGACUGGAAAGGGGAUAUGUUUAGAUAUCUGCUCUGGGAUGAAAAUGUCGCCAGUCCUACAGACUGCUCUUAUGUAAAACAACACCGCCGCCUGCAGGCAAGCGCGGACACUCGCUCGGCUGCCAUUGCUUUCCCCAGGCUGCCCGUCUGCCUCGGUGCAGUUCGAAAGUGAGCAAAAAACAUGUCGCUCGAUUCUUCGUCCAGUGAUUCGGCGGAUACUUUCUAAACAGUUUAAACGACAGCUGUAUGAUUUCCCUCGCUUCUGUGGCGAAGAACCUCGAAAGAUGGUGCAUAAAACGCUGGGAUCAAUUGUAGGUCUGCUUUGCACGGGGACCUGUUUGGCCCAGGGAAAGGAGUUCUGUUUUGGUGUGAACAAUGAGAAAUAUAGGUGUGAGAUGGGCUACUGUUGUGGGGAGACAGAAUGCUGCACAUACUACUACGAGCUGUGGUGGUUCUGGUUGGUGUGGACACUCAUCAUUAUGCUAAGCUGCUUUUGUGCAUACCGACACCGGCGUGUGAAGAUGCGACUUCAGCAGGAGCAGAGGCAGAGAGAGAUCAGCCUCAUGGCCUAUCAGGGAGCAUCCAGCUCUUUCAUCUCCCCACCACCUCUCAACCUGCGUUUCUGGACAGACUGCAAGCUCCCUGAUUAUGAGGAAGUAGUAGGCCACCCCCCAACACCCCCUCCACCUUACUCUGAGAUGCCCCCAGAAAUCUUGCCCUCCAUCCACCCAUCUGUAAGUCACUCAGAGUCAGCUGUGGUGUUGGAGACCCCUGUAGAAGAGAUGCAAGCUGAGAACCAAGUUUCUGAUUCACCGGAACAAGACCUUGCAACAGUUGCAGCCCCAUCAGGAUGUGAGGAGGACGAAAGACCGGACGUCCCCUUGGAGGAGGAGUUGAAUACCCGACGGAGGCACGUGACUGGUGACUCAGGUAUUGAGGUGUGUGUGUGCCAGCUGGAUAUAGAUGAGUGCUCCGGGCCUGAAGAGGAUGAGGGCAGGCUGUGCCAGGCGGCCGGUGGUGGCUGCUGCUCUGAGCGUGAGGCCCUCAGACCCAAAGAGCACUCGCACUCACCUGAACCCUCAAGCGCACUCAGCGGAGACCGUCUUGUCUGAUUCACACCUUGCAGCACUUAACGGUUCGAGCAAUACAAUAUGGGGAAGGGUGACAGCAGAAGGUUUUGUCAUCGCUAGUGUCAUGACCAAGUUGACCAAUUUUUUUUUUUGACCUAACUGCUGGGGAGAACCUUUAAGUGCACGUGGAAGAACAUUGGAUGUUCCAUUCAAGUAAUGACUACAUUAGUGACUUUUUUUUUUUCCUAUGUCAACGAUGAUGAUGUGCCGUCUUUGGUUUUCCCUGGAGUGAGUUUUUUUUUUUUUUUUUUUUUUUUUUUUUUUUUAGAGGCUAAGGUUUCAAUUUCCGUUUCCAUGAAUCACUGUUGUUUUGCUCAUUUUGCCAUGAGUUUGAGUAAAGUGCUGCAAUAUAGAGUGGAAAUAGCAGCAUUUUGAAGUAGAUCUUCUUCAUCCCAAAGCACUCAGACACAUUGCAGCAGUCAACCACAAAUGAGCAUUCCCAACCACUCUUUGUCUAUGUGGCUUGGAUUUGAACCUCUAUAACUCAACCCCUCCCUGACCCCCACAGUGACAUUUUGUUUCUGUCAUAGUGUCAUAGCCCAGCGGUCACUGACUCUCAUCACACAGGAAAAUGCUCCAGGAAAAGCGGCCCUCUAGCUCAGUGGCGUUGAGGUUUGACUGCAUGCUUUGUUUUUCACAAGCCGUUGCUAAUGAGAGCACAGCUGCGGAGCUGACAUCAGCUGAGCUCCAUCCCCCAGGACCAAAGUGCCUCUCUGCUAAAGACAAAGAAGGGACUGGACAACACAGCUAAACCACAAGACAGCUCCUUUUAGAUGAGACUGUUGCGACUUACUCAUGCGCUGGCACACCCCCAGACACACCCCUGCCCCUUGGCUCAGAAACAUGCUGUGCUCAACAGGGGGUCAGAAGCCAGCAAACAAGUUAUGUUAUGACGCUGCCAUUUGCCAGCUUCUACUUCAGCACCCCCAUGGAUGCUGUGCCUGCAAAGUUGACAUCUAUAAAAAGCCAGUGGUUGGCUAGCUUCUCAACAGACUGAUAGUGAUAUAAUACAUGUGUGGCCAAGUCAUCCCUCCUCGGGGUGUGGAAGGGGGUCUAACCUCUUCUAGCAGUAGGGUUUUGCUCUUGCAGCCAUGAGAGAAACGGCACACAUUGCAGUUUGGAAAACAGGAGGGAGGCAAUUAACAGCUGUGAAUACUUCUAUGAUGUGCUAAACGUCAGAUUUUUUUCAUGAGCUCACAGUUAACAGUAGCCAUUUUGUACUUGCCUCUCUUAAAAAUAAAGCUAUCUCUGUAAGGUCCCCUGAUCUCAUGGGUUUUAGACCACUUCUGUAAAAUGACUUGCAUUGAGAAAAUGCAUGUGUGCAACUGCAAGUACAUUUCUCUCUUCUUGCUAUGAUGUGGCACAUCGAGGAGGAUUUUCAUAGAAAAGCAGACAGACCCAGCCUUGACCUGUACUGCUGCUACUUCUGCUGUUGCUGCUAUUUUGACCCUUUCUUGGUAGGCUUGAGAUCUCUGCGGGUAUGUUUUGGUUUCUUCUCACCCAGAUCUCGCCUCCCUUAACCCAUUUCAAAGUUUUGUAAUAAAAUAAGCCACUGCUUAGGGUACACUCUUCCAGCUGACUAUCCAUGACCAGCACAUAGAGGCGUGUGCCACUUGUGAUAUUUUCCUUUCGUGUGGACUGCCUCAACAGUGCAAAGUCAGCUCACCUGUAUGCUUCCCUAUAUAUACAUACACAUAUGUGGAGGGGUGUUUCAUAUUGAAUGUCUGUUUUCCCUGCAGAAAGGCACUUGGAAACAACUAUCCUGUGGAACAUGUGACACCUGCCAUCACAAAUAAUGGGAGCAGAAAAAACUCAGCUCUCACAGUGUCCUUGAAGUCCACUUGUGGCUUCACCACUCUGCACUGAUUGCGUUCAGUGGCUAUUAUUAGUGCUUGCUCUCAUUGCUGACUUAUUCUUAUGUGGAUGAACUGACUAGAGGCAGAACAUAGAUGGCUUGUUUAUAUUUAACUUCAUACUUUCAUAUGUGUGGAUUUAUAACCUGUGAAGAGGAUAUACUCUGGUGUGGAGCCUUUUAAAAUGGCUACUGCUUCUUUUGUGGCAGAUGUUUUGAGGCACCACAAGCUGCCUUUCUAAGGUUAUUAUAGUGCUGAUAAGCAGGGGCAGCCGCACGUGUAGAGCAUGUCAGGUGGAAGGGUGCUGAACUGGUUGUCCUGUUGUGUUGGCGAUAUUGCCUUAUUGUGGUUGUUUGUGAAAAUUAGAGUAAUACACAAACAUGUUAUGGAUUUUAAGUUGAUCUGUAUGAGCAUAUGCUCCAUAAUCAUACAUAGAAACUUCAGCUUUAAGUUAAGAGUGUCUGAGUUUGAGUGUUGGUUGUGACGAUCUGAAUAUGGUUCAGGUAUUUCAAGGCAUGAUACGUGUGUUCAGUAGUACAGGUAGUUUGUUGUUCCUCCCUCUUCACAAAGCCUGUUUAGAAAAAACUGAUAGAACCUUGAAUUUUUGGGAAAAAAAUUGUCUCAUUUCUGAAAUGACCAUAGUGAGUGGUAUAGCUUUGAGAAUUUUGAAGGUGUUGUCCAGUUGAUAUGUAGAUCUUGAGUUGCAUGUCUUCUGCAUAGCAGUGUGAUCUAAAUGAGAUUUGCUACCCGUAACCUUUUGUUGUUGGGUUUUUUUUUUUGGUGUGUGUGGGAGAUACGGUUGAAAAUUAGGGAACGGGGUCUGAUGGCACUCAGUCUCCGCAUGAGCCCACAAGAGCGUGGGAGAAUAUUGCCAAACCAAUAUGGCGCUACAUGUUUACCUGCAUAAAAGGGCUAGUAUAUAACAAACCUUCAUUCUGGGGUUCACAUGUGAUUUAUAGGGUAUAUGGAAGAAUACAUGAUUGUACACUUUAGGGCCUGUUUCCUAAGAGCAUUUGUUUGAUGGCAGUAUAACUUCGUGAUGCUUUUGGGAAAGUGGCCCAUAGGCCUUUUGUGUAAUACUGAACUUAAUGUGUACUUGGAGACAUGCAAUGAAUCAACUUUUUUUUUCUCUUUUUUUUUUUUUUUUGUGGGAAUGUCCCUUGAGUGUCUGUGGACCUGAGCAUGACAGCGAUGAGAGCUAACUUUGUGCCUCUCGUGGUCCCAUUUCACCGAAUGGCUUGAACAUGGCAACAGAAACUGGUAACUAAACUGUGUGGUCUGAUAUUUUUUUUUUAAUUUAUUUAUUUUUUUAAAUGAGGGGUAUCAGGUCUUGUGCAAUCACAAUUUCAGUUCAGUAAGAAAUUGCCACAUCGCCCUCAGCGUCUGUCUUUCUCUCCCAAGAGUUUAGUCUGGAUUUGACCCCGUCCAGUUUCCACAACACAUCCAACAGGGAUGUUUACACUUUCUGUGCCUUGCUCUUCACAACGAAGCUUUCUCAAUGGAAAUUUCCCACCUACCCAACCCUCCCUGUUUUCUGUGUGACUUCACACCUCUGUACUGUACUGUAUCUAACUAGGCUAUGCAAAAAAAAAAAAAAAAAAAAGGAAAGGAAAAAAGCUCACCCACUCUCAUAGAUUGCGUGAGUGUGCUUUUGUUGUCAGUACAAGCAAUACUAUUCUCAGUACAUGUUGCACUGUACCUUGGUAGGCAUGCAUCUUAAUCUAUUUAAAGGGACAGGAGAAAGAAAUAGAAAACUGUUGCUACUAUGAUCAUUUUCAUGUGUGAAUGCUUUUGUAAGCUUAUGUCUUUUGCUGUGUAAAAGUGGAAUGGAGGAAAAAAAGGAAAAUGGAAAAAGCCAUGAUAGCUUAUGUUUGUGUCUUCGUCUUGUAUUAUGAUCUGAUUUAAAGCAGUCACUGUGUCCUCUCUUAUUCUCCUGUCUGCCUACCAUGGGAGAGACUUUUUUUGUCUUCUUUUCCAUUUUAAUUGUGCCACCUCACAGACUACACACAACUUUCUCUGUAACGGUGGUCUUCUAUACUUUUGCUUACUAUGAAGUUUUCAGUAACCGAGAUCUGAGCUUUUGCCUUUUAUGAGGAUCUGCCCGAGUGGAUAUCGAGUGACAAAGCCUGUGUUAGAGGGCUGUAUGAUUGAACUGUGUCAUUUAGUCAAGCUUAGCCUUUUCUGCAUGCCAUAUGAAGGCCUUCCUCACAGGUUAGGGCAGUUGCUUCCUUCACAUACCAAGGCAACCAACCAUUUUAACCCCAUAACCUGUAACGAUCAUUUAAGUUCAGUUAAAAAAAAUAUGUAUCUCAUGUAUGUAACUGCAUUUCUUGGACACAUAGUGGUUAGGUGGCACCUAGAAGGUUCUUUUUGUUGUUGGUUUUGUGUGUGGAGUGAUAUUGCCAAAACAGCAACAACAACAAAACAAUUUUGAUUGAAGUGGGCAUUGAAGAGCACAGACCCAUUUCUUUUGUUCUUAUCACCUAGGUCAAGCCAAAAAAAAAAAAAGGUGGAAACUGAAAUACAAGCACUGAAAUGUGUGGUAUAAUGUAAUGCUAGGGUUUAGGAAGAGGUUGGCUGUGUACUCUUUAGUUAUUUGUAUUUUAUUUUUGUAAUAAAAUAUGUAAUAUGCCA